Cyclospora cayetanensis is the source of this 2283-nucleotide messenger RNA. Its product is annotated as spidroin-1-like. Gene Ontology annotation, cellular component: nucleoplasm. The record is from RefSeq and is a predicted model, not a curated record. Bases 1 to 2283 code for a protein of 760 amino acids. Lineage: Eukaryota; Apicomplexa; Conoidasida; Eucoccidiorida; Eimeriidae. The transcript has 3 exons. Gene Ontology annotation, molecular function: transcription corepressor activity; histone deacetylase binding. Gene Ontology annotation, biological process: negative regulation of transcription by RNA polymerase II.
AUGGAUGCCGCUAGGUUAAAAUUACGCAGCAUAAUACAGAAAGGGAGACUCCUCAUCACAGUGGAGCAGGGGCAGUGGCGUAGCUGUGGCAGCGGGGGAUUUGCCCCAACAGGCGCAGCAGCAGCUGCACCAGCAGAAGGCCUGGGUAGGCCCCAGCGCCUUCUUGAAAUGGAGCAGCCGGAAUCUGUUGCUGCUGCUGCUGCUUUGUGGCAUCCUCCUCACGUCCAGCAACAAGAAUUUCAGGCACAGGAGGAAGAAGAGCAGGAGCUGCCUGCUACCCCGUCUCAUCUUCGGGAGACUCUUCAAGAAUCCAGUCAGCAACAUGAUACGGAUAGGGGUCAGAGGGAAUCUUCGGAGGGUCCUUCCGAUGACGGCCUCCCCAGCGGCGCUGCUGCAGCGUUGCGGGCAAUCGAUACGGCAAAUGCAGCAGCAGCUGCAGCAGCAGAACGAGCAGCAGCAGAACGAGCAGCAGCAGAACGAGCAGCAGGAGGAGGGCGUCUCGCCUUUGAUUCUCCUGGAAGCCGCGGUUCCUUGGCUAAUAGUGGGGGUCGAGGACGCCGUCAUUUGAGGAGACAGGGUGAAGAUGAGACAGCAGAGGCUACGACAGCAGCUGCUGGCGGCACUCCGAGUAGGCCAAAGCUGAGGCGCAGUGACGAGGGCAGCAACAGCAGCAGCAACAGCAGCAGCAAAUCCAGAGAGGAGCUUCUUGAGGCCUCUAUAGGUGCUGGCAGCUCGGGGGGCAAUUCGACUCCCGAAAAGAAGUCGGGCGCCUUAUCAGCAGCAGCAGCCGCGGGAGAGGCAGCGGCAUCUAGAACGCCCAGUGUCACUGCCUCAUCUCUCCCAGUGUCGCCUUCCCCCGCAGAUCAGCAGCAGCAACAGCAGCAGCAACAGCUGAUGCUGAUGAUGCAGGAAGGAUCUAAGAAGCGGCCUCGACGGGCAGGGGGCUCCAGGGGACGGACUUGUUGGCGAGGCAGAGAUGACAACGGAGUGCCAGAAGAGGGUGACCCCUUAGACGCGGCUGCCCCCCCCCCCUCGCCAUUUGACUCCCAGCAGCAGCAGCAGCAGCAGCAGCAGCACAAGCAAGGAGAAAUGGCCGUUCCUCAGAGUGGACGUAAGCGGCGGGCUGUGGGCUACGUGUUUAUUGUGGAGGGGGGCCCUGCAGAGGAAGGGGUCGCUGCUGCGGUGGCUUCGACAGCAAAAAAGGAGGAGUCUGAAGCAGCAGCUGCAGCUGCUUCAGUUGCAGCUGCUUCAGUUGCAGCUGCUUCAGCUGCAGGGGAAUCGGGAGGCCGCUUUUCUGCCCGUUUACGACAGCGUCCAGAGCCACGUGGGGUUGCUUUAGGGGGGGGGGGUGUCUCUCCCUCGUGCGAAGGGGGCUAUCCGGGGGGGGGAUCUCUGAUGAGUGGCUCUCCCGGAGGCUUGUCUCAACUUGUAUAUACUUGCGACGACGCAGCCUAUGCCGCGGUAACCCCCUCGCAAGCAGGGCUGGGAGGGGGUGGUUCUGGCGUUCCUGCUGGAGGCGGUCCUUGCGCUUCCGUUUCGCGGAGAUCUGGAGUGACGACCUCGGGGGUGGCGCAGGAUGCUGCAGUGAGGCAGCGAUUUCUGGUGUCUCAGCGGCGCAUUCGGGGGGUGGAGCGUUAUUUGCAGUUGUGUGAGCAGUUGUAUUUCGGUUUUUGGGGGGGUCGCACGGGAGGCGGCAGCAGCAACAGCAGCAGUGGGGGUUCCGGCAGCGUGGGCAGCAGAGUGGUAGGCGACAUCGAGGUGAUUCGGGGGGGGGGCGGUGCCCAGAUGGCGGCAUUGGGGGCCCCUCCAGAAGGCGAUGCCUUGGGGGAUGGGGGCAACGAGAGUCAAGUCGGUGCCGUUAUCCAUCGCCUUAUUGUGUGCAACAAUACGCAAAGGGAGCGGGGCGCUACAGCCGCAGCGGGGGGGGGGGGCGGCUCCGGCUACCGCAGCAGCAGCAAGGACCAGCAGCAGCAGGAGUCGAAUCAGCAACAGCAACGUCGUGGUCGGGGGCCGUGCAUUCGUUUGACCCCCAUAGAGCUUCUGACAUCUCCCCUGAGACAUCGCAACGUGCUGGACCUCUGGGGUCCUAAGGAGGUGGCUCUGUUUGAAGCCGGCAUCUGCAAAUACGGCAAGGACUUCAAUAUGUUGCAACGACUCAUCGAGACGAAAACAACCAAAGAAGUCGUGGAUUUUUAUUACCUUUGGAAGCAAACCAACAGGUAUGCUUCAUGGAAAGCGCACAGAAAUCUAUCCAGAACCAUGUUGCAUUCCGUGUUUGGCUAA